Messenger RNA from Salvelinus fontinalis (brook trout), 4246 nucleotides. Its product is annotated as centrosomal protein of 97 kDa-like. The transcript has 11 exons. Lineage: Eukaryota; Metazoa; Chordata; Actinopteri; Salmoniformes; Salmonidae. The record is from RefSeq and is a predicted model, not a curated record. Gene Ontology annotation, molecular function: protein binding. Bases 438 to 2762 code for a protein of 774 amino acids.
AAUCUUGGACUAUCAAAAACAAAAAGAAAAGCCAUUUGUUAGUUUCUCUCGCCCUUGAAGUAUGGCCUUGAUAGAAAGGAAACAAUCCAAAACUGAACAAAAUGAAGGUAUUUUAAAGUUGAAGAGAUAUUUGAUCAGUAUACACUUUGAAAAUAGCAUCUUGAUUUCUGUACUUUCAUAUUGGAAUUGCUAUCAGCUGUACAUCUAUUGAAGUCUAUUUCCCCCAGAGAAUCGACAACAGUGGCGCGCUGCGGUAAAGCCUAUUUGUAGUCUUUUUGAAACCAAGCAUAGUGGUCCUUUAUGGCGAACGGAUUUUUUUUUUACUACAUAUUCCGGUAAAUUCUUAAUCGUUUUUUCUGUUGUACUGACUGACAAGACAGUUGUGCGCUGGGAACCAGGCUAGCGAAUUUUGUGCCUUAUUGUAUAUUCUUCGCAGAAUGGGAAUAUCAGAUGUAACAUUUGACACAACUGGUCCCGUGGUGGACUUGUCAGCCCAGGGUCUGCAGAAGCUGGAGCCCAGUUUCACCUGCUCUGAUGAAACACACACGCUCAUUCUGGACCGGAACCACAUCAUGAAACUAGACCAUUUGGAGAGGAGCCAAGGCCUCCAACAGUUAUCUGUUGUUGGAAACCGCCUGGUGCGAAUGAUGGGUGUGUGUCGUCUGACCGAGCUGAGAGUUCUGAACCUGCCCAAUAACAGUAUUGGCUAUAUUGAAGGGCUGAGAGACCUGCCACACCUGGAGUGGCUCAACUUGGCAGGCAACAACAUCAAGGUCAUUGAGCAGCUCAACAAUUGUGUGGCUCUCCAACACUUGGACCUGUCUGAUAACAACAUCUCCAACAUUGGUGAUGUUACCAAGCUGUUAGCCUUAAAGACCCUUCUCCUCCAUGGAAAUAGCAUUACGACGCUGCAGACCAUUCCCGCUCAUUUGCCCAUCCAUCUGUCCAUCCUCUCCCUGGCAGAGAAUGAAAUUAGAGACCUCAAUGAGGUCUCCUACCUGGCACCCCUCCAUGACCUGGAACAGCUCUCCAUUAUGACUAACCCCUGCGUCAUGGUAACCCCCUCGUUGCCUCGAUACGACUACCGGCCGUACAUCAUGAGCUGGUGUCUGAAUCUCAAGAUCCUAGAUGGAUAUGUGGUGUCUCAGAAAGAAGGGUUGAAGGCAGAGUGGCUGUACAGCCAGGGCAAAGGUCGAUCAUACCGGCCAGGUCAGCAUGUGCAGCUGGUCCAGUACUUGGCCACAGUGUGCCCUUUGACCUCCACGCCAGCCCUGGAGACCGCGGAGGAUGCCAAGCUGGAGAAGAUCCUCAGCAAGCAGAGGUUCCACCAGAGGCAGCUCCUGCAGCAGACCCAGGGGGGCUUCCCCAGCCCUCCCCGCCCCACCCAACUGGAUGUGGAGACUCAAAGCCCCCGCCAUGUGCCUCUAAUAGAGAAAGACAGAGCCACGACGCCUGUGACUGCUCCAUCAACCAGACCGACAGAGCUGGCGACGGUGCAGGUGAACACCUGGCUAAGCUGCGACCCCUCCCAGGCCGCACCUCCUCUCCUUGGCCUCAGGGGUGUGGAGGAGCGCCUCUACCCGGAGGAUGUCCAGAGCCAGACAGAUGAGUACAAACUCAACGGCAGCCUGCUCUCCUCAGAGUCCACCUUCCUCCUAGUCACCUCUGAAUCCCCCCGCUCUGACAGUGAGGAUGAGACGGAGACGUUUGAUCAUGACUCGCUGGUGCCCGAACACCCCAUUCAUCCCGAAAAGACCCAACAGGCACCCUUGGGGAGAGGGAGUGAGAGCCAGAAGGAGAAGGAGAGAAAGAUGGAGAGAGAAAGGGUGUCAGGUGACAGCCACCUCACCUGUACCUUAACCUCAACUGCCGGUCUACCUAUGAUGGGAGAUGACCAAUCACAGACCAAUGACAGUGCUCCGUUCCAGGGAGCAUACUCAAACUGCAAUGCUGUAGAGGUGAGGGCGGGGUCUAAGCAGGAAGAUAAAGCAGUGGUGAGAUGUGAUAGGCUGGGCCGCUGUGAGGCGGACAGGGCAGCCGUCAGGAUCCAGGCAUGGUGGAGGGGAAUGUGGACUCGGCGCUGCCACCCGCUGGCCAAAGAGGUGCGGUGUGAGAUCCGCCUGCGCAGGAUGCAGGAUCACAUAGUCUUCCUUUCUGGAGAGUUUGAGAGAGUGAGGCAGCAGCAUGAAGAGGAGAGGUUGCAGAGACUGGUACAGGAGGAGGCUGUGAGGUUUCUAUGGAGGCAGCUUCAGUCCAUGCAGCAGUGGCAGCGUUCUGUAGAGGGGCAGCUGGCCAGCGUGACUCAGGCCGGGUCAUCUCUUGUUCCAGCCCUGACCUUCGGGCUUUGUCCCCCAGCUCUUCCACUCCCCCUACCUCUGGCCUCCAGCACUGCAAACUCGGCCUGUACAGUCCUCUCCUUCCCAGACUCGGGGUUCCAGUCAACAGAUGAACUGCAGGUGGGGCAGGAAGACACUUUCCUGAGCUGUGGGACGGGCGACUCUCUGGAGACUGUGCGGCCGCUGGUUGUGGGGGGGUCCCUGGCUCCUUGUGGUGGGGGGAACAGUCAGGACUACAGUCUGCUAGAGCAGUACCUGUCCUCCGUGCAACAGCGAGAGGAGGAGGCAGAGGAGGGGGGUGCCAGCAACAGAACAGGCACACCACAGCCGCCCUCAUCUGCCGAAACAGCACAGCCUGACUCCCCCGCUCAGAACACAGGAGACAAACACAGAGCAGCAACACACACACUGGAAAGUCCAAUCUGAAGUGCCUGUCCCGCUCCUAGUCUUCUGGGAUUGGCUAAGACACUGCCCAUAAACUCAGUCCAUCUGUGCUGAUGAAUGUUAUUGAUGGCUCUAACAGCGCCUCAUAGAACUUACUGACUAACAUCCAUAUAGUGAGUGGCAUAUGGACUCACGAAUGUGUAUACAUUCAUCUAGCCUGGAUGACUUUUCUCAUUUUGACUUUAAAUCUCUUGGACUGCUGCUAGCCUGGAGACCUGACUGUUCCUGCAUUCAAUAAUGCUUUGUUGGUUGCCAUGAUUUGUCAGUCCAAGGACAAUUAGGCUAAUGCUUGAUUAACAUUCGGGAGACGUGGGAACGACAGUCCCAGCUUCCGACACCUGAGUUUUUACGUACACGGCAGACAUGCAAUUUAGACCGGUGCUAAAAAUGUUAAUCCAUGACAUGCCCCAACAUUAAGUUUACGCAUUAAGUACAUCUACCCUCCAACUUUGGUCAUCUGCAACUUCCCUGUCUGUCAUGCUCAGGCAGUGGUGGAAAAAGUACCCAGUUGUCAUACUUGAGAGUAAAAGUAAAGAUACUAUAGAAAAUGACUGAAGUGAAAGUCGCCGAGUAAAAUUCUACUCAAGUAGAAUUUUACAAGUAUUUGGUUUUAAAUAUACUUAAGUAUCAAAAGUACAAGUAUAAACAAUUUCAAAUUCCUUAUAUUAAGCAAACCAGAUCACAUUUUAUUUUCUCUUUACGGAUAGCCAGGGGCACGCUCCAACACUUAGACAUCCUUUACAAACGAAGCAUGUGUUUUGUGAGUCCGCCAGAUCAGAGGCAGUAGGGAUGACCGGCGAUGUUCUUGAUAAGUGUGUGCAUUAGACCAUUUUCCUGUCCUGCUAAGCAUUAAAAAUAUAACGAGUACUUUUGGGUAUCAAGGAAAAUGUAUGGAGUAAAAAGUACAUAACUUUCUUUAGGAAUGUAGUCAAGUAAAGUUGUAAAAAAUAUAAAUAGUAAAGUAUAGAUACCCCCAAAAACUAAGUAUUUUUUACUUAACAUAAGCAUGAGGUUUAAAGUACUUAUCUGUAUUUAUCCCUAUUUAUUUAUCCAUCACAUUAUGGCAUUUAUGUCCUUUUCCCUCUUGUUCUGUUUUACAGACCACAACCCUCCUAAAGCCCAUUCCAAACCCCUUAACCACCAAACCCUAAACCUUCAUUACCCAAACUCCAUCAAACCUUCCUCGCUGACUUUUCUGUAUGAAUAAAUAUCAAAACGAGACCCUCGCUUUCUGGCGUUCAUUAUGCAUUCUCACCGAUAACCCACAAUUGCAAUAUAACCCAGCAGUCAGUAACGUUAUACAUAAUUUAUAGGGCUGUCAGUGUUUCAGUUAACUUUUAGUAAUUUUAGUGCACAAAAAAAAAAAAAAAAAGUGUGCAUUGAUGACCUGACGCAUGAAAGAAAGUCACGACUGGGCUGAUGGAAACAUGAAUUGCUCUUAAAAUUGUAUAAAUGCCUACAAACAA